CUGCACUAAAGUGGAGAAGCAGAAGAUUGUAUUGUUGUGCAGGCAGUGUUGUUGGACGAACAGAAACUAGGGCUGAACUGUUGAAGACAUGAAUGAUGCCCUGUUUCAAGUCUUGUUCUGCACUUUCCUGCCCAGCUUAAAUGUGCUUUUGUAAACACGUCAGGAGAUUUCACCAAGAGAAACAUUAAGAUUGUGAAACAAGUACAUAAAAAAUGGCAUCCACAGUACAUUCUGAUACUCAGCAAACAUCAUCAUCAUCAUCAUCAUCAUCUGAUAUCCUCCACAUGAAUGCAUCUCACAGACAAACAAAGAAAUGCACCAAGGAAAGACCUCACUACUGCUCGGAGUGUGGACAGGCUUUUACUCUACGGAGUAAUCUCAAAAGACACCAGCGCAUUCACACAGGAGUUAAGCCGUAUCACUGCUCAGACUGUGGGAAGAGUUUUCUUCAUCAGAGUUAUUUUACAACACACCAGCGUGUUCACACAGGAGAGAAGCCGUAUCACUGCUCAGAGUGUGGAAAGAAAUUUACUGAAUUGAAUCAUCUUAAAAAUCACCGGCGUAUUCACACUGGAGAAAAGCCGUAUCACUGCUCAGAGUGUGGAAAGAGUUUCACUGAAAAGAGUAAACUUAAAAGACACCAACGCAUUCACACAGGAGAGAGAACUCACAGCUGCUCAGAGUGUGGGAAGAGUUUUACUGCACACAGUCACCUCAAAAUACACCAGCGCAUUCACACAGGAGAGAAGCCGUGUCACUGCUCAGAGUGUGGGAAGAGUUUUGGUAAUCAGAGUCAUCUCAAAACACACCAGCGCAUUCACACAGGAGAGAAGCCGUAUCACUGCUCAGAGUGUGGAAAGAAUUUUACUGAGCAAGGUACUCUCCGAACACACCAGCGCACUCACACAGGAGAGAAGCCGUAUCACUGCUCAGAGUGUGGAAACAGUUUUAAAACACAGAGUUCUCUCCAGCAACACCAGCGCAUUCACACAGGAGAGAAGCCGUAUCACUGCUUAGAGUGCGGGAAGAGUUUCACUCAGCAGGGUCAUCUCAAAACACACCAGCUCAUUCACACAGGAGACAAGCCGUAUCACUGCUUAGAGUGCGGGACGAGUUUCACUCAGCAGGGUCACCUCAAAACACACCAGCGCAUUCACACAGGAGAGAAGCCGUAUCACUGCUCAGAGUGUGGGAAGAGUUUUACUCGGCAGCUUAUUCUCCGAACACACCAGCGCAUUCACACAGGAGAGAAGCCGUAUCACUGCUCAGAGUGUGGGAAGAGUUUUAAUCAGCAGAGUUCUCUCAAAACACACCAGCACAUUCAUACAGGACAACACCAGCGCAUUCACACAGGAGAGAAGCCGUAUCACUGCUCAGAGUGCAGUACGAGUUUUACUCAGCGGAGUACUCUCCAAACACACCAGCGCAUUCACACAGGAGAGAAGCCGUAUCACUGCUCAGACUGCUCAGAGUGUGGGAAGAGUUUUACUGCACACAGUCACCUCAAAACACACCAGCGCAUUCACACAGGAGAGAAGCCGUAUCACUGCUCAGAGUGUGGGAAGAGUUUUAAUCAACACAGUCACCUCCAAACACACCAGCGCAUUCACACAGGACUUAAACCAUAUCACUGCUCAGAGUGUGGCAAGAGUUUUAGUCGUCAGAGUAAUCUCAAAACACACCAGCGCAUUCACACAGGAGAGAAGCCGUGUCACUGCUCAGACUGUGGCAAGAGUUUUGGUCAUCAGAGUACUCUCAAAACACACCAGCUUAUUCACACAGGUGAGAAGCCGUAUCACUGCUCAGAGUGUGGGAAGAGUUUUAAUCAGCAGAGUUCUCUCAAAACUCACCAGCACAUUCACACAGGAUUUAAACCACAUUACUGCUCAGAGUGUGGGAUGAGUUUUAAUACACAGAGUUCUCUCCAGCAACACCAGCGCAUUCACACAGGAGAGAAGCCGUAUCACUGCUUAGAGUGCGGGACGAGUUUUACUCAGCAGAGUACUCUCCGAACACACCAGCGCAUUCACACAGGAGAGAAGCCGUAUCACUGCUCAGAGUGUGGGAAGAGUUUUACUCGGCAGCGUACUCUCCGAACACACCAGUGCAUUCACACAGGAGUUAAACCGUAUCACUGCUCAGAGUGCGGGAAGAGUUUCAGUUUUAAUUGUUUGAAUGCUCUCAAAAGACACCAGCGCAUUCACACAGGAGAGAAGCCGUAUUACUGCUCAGAGUGUGGGAGGAGUUUUAGUUGUCAGAGUAAUCUUAAAGCACACCACCGCAUUCAUACAGGAGUUAAACCAUAUUACUGCUCAGACUGUGGCAAGAGCUUUAGUUGUAAGAGUAAUCUCAAAGCACACCACCGCAUUCAUACAGGAGUUAAACCGUAUCACUGCUCAGACUGUGGCAAGAGUUUUAAUGUUCAGAGUUCUCUUAAAAUACAUCAGCGCAUUCACACAGGAGAGAAACCGUAUCACUGCUCAGAGUGUGGAAAGAGUUUUAAUCGUCAGAGUCAUCUCAAAGAACACCACUGCAUUCACACAGGAGUUAAACCAUAUUACUGUUCAGAGUGUGGCAAGAGUUUUAGUUGUCAGAGCCAUCUCAAAGCACACCACCGCAUUCAUACAGGAGUUAAACCAUAUUACUGCUUAGACUGUGGCAAGACUUUUAAUCUUCAGAGUAAUCUCAAAAGACACCAGCGCAUUCACACAGGAGAGAAGCCGUAUCACUGCUCAGAGUGUGGUAAACGUUUUAAUCAAUGGACUACUCUCAAAAGACACCAGCUCAUUCACACAGGAGAGAAGCCGUUUCACUGCUUAGAGUGUGGCAAGAAUUUUAGUCAUCAGAGUCAUCUCAAAACACACCAGCGCAUUCACACAGGAGAGAAGCCGUAUCACUGCUCAGAGUGUGGAAAGAGUUUCAGGCGUUCUUAUUCUGUGAAGACACACAAGUGUAUUAAGAGCAGUGGUGGAAAUGGGCAGUAAAUACGGCAACCUUAAUACCAUGCCUGGAGUCUGAACGGAACAGUGCAUUCGUCCCCAAUUAAAAAAAAAAAAAAAAUCUAAAUAAGAAUUUUAUUUAAACAUUGUGGUUAUUAAA
Molecule: messenger RNA, 3099 nt
Organism: Colossoma macropomum (tambaqui)
Lineage: Eukaryota; Metazoa; Chordata; Actinopteri; Characiformes; Serrasalmidae
Product: zinc finger protein 850-like
Exons: 6
Coding region: 213-2984 (923 amino acids)
Biological process (GO): central nervous system development; regulation of transcription by RNA polymerase II
Cellular component (GO): nucleus
Molecular function (GO): DNA-binding transcription factor activity, RNA polymerase II-specific; RNA polymerase II cis-regulatory region sequence-specific DNA binding
Source: RefSeq, a predicted model, not a curated record